Messenger RNA from Linum trigynum, 1346 nucleotides. The record is from the annotation of a GenBank genome assembly. NCBI's taxonomy places the organism in Eukaryota, Viridiplantae, Streptophyta, Magnoliopsida, Malpighiales, Linaceae.
CUCGUCAACUAAGUUUCUUCACUCUCCACUUCAUAAUAUCAACUUCAUUCUAAAACAAUUAGAAACAACAAAUUAUAUAUGUCUCCACAAACAUAAAGAAUAUUAAUUGUUUAAGAAAGAUAUAUUAUUUAGAGUAUUAAAUAUACCGGGAAAGUAAUUAUAUGUGUGUGAGCGGGUACCCAUGGGGCGGGUUUACCUAAACCCAAACCCAACCCUACCCGGUGAAUAGUGUAGCGGGUUUAAACCCGAAUCCGACCCAAAACCCGUCAACACAAGUUUUACCUGCGUUGACCGGGUUGGGUCGGGUGGGUACUCAUGUGUUCGGGUUUUGUUGCCAUCCCUAUUUCCCGGACACCCUCCGAGCCAGGUGUAAUGUGCUUUUUUGGGCCAUUGGGCCUCUUCAGUCUUAUGCCAAUGUUUGGGCUUAAAACAUAUUGAGAAAGCCCGGUAUGAUCGGGAUCAGCCACCAUCCAAACGACGUCGUGGCUAGAAUUAGUAUCACAGUCCAAACUCGACAGUUGACGUGGCAGCUUAGAUUCCCGCCACCGCGGCUCUCUAGAACUAGAAGCAGCGAGCACGAUCCAGAUGGCCAUGGGCUUCACGCCUUCGCCCAACUCAGGAGCGCUCUCACUACUUCCUCUCUCCCUCUUUGUUCAUUUGCAGAAUUGCAGGGGAAUUGAAAGGAACAACUACCCCUUAAUAAUAAGACAGAUCGAGUGAUCGACAUGGCUGGCGGCGCGGGGAAGGUGUCACACGCUGCUUACAAGGGACCAAGCAUAGUCAAAGAGAUCAUCUACGGCAUCUCCUUAGGGCUGGCUGCUGGAGGGCUGUGGAAGAUGCACCACUGGAAUAACCAGAGGCGGACCAGGGAGUUCUACGAUCUCCUGGAGAAAGGCGUGAUCAGCGUUGUUGUCGAAGAUGAAUGAGUAGGCUGGCUAGAUGGUUGAUAGUCUUAUUAGUUAUUAGGGGUCCCGUUUGCAAGCCCAAUAAAUGAAUGUUGGUUUGGAGUUGGUGCUUCGUUUUUUAGUUUUUGUACUUUGCAAGCUUAUUAAUGGCUGAAGAUGCGUGUCCUUCUCUUCGGCUGAUGUAGUAGGGUAAGGGACCCUUUUCUUGUUGAAGAUGGUAAUGGCAAUGAAGAUGGGACGGUUUCAAUCAAUUCAGGACGGUUUAUAGGUGAUUAGAGAGGUCGACUUGAACUUGUUCCAACCCAAUGUUGAUCAAAUUUGGGUGUUAGUUUGAUGCCCUUCUUUGCUGUUUCGUUGUUGCAUCUAUGCAGUUGUGCAGUGACAUUUUUCAUAAAAAAAACAUCAAAUUCUCUUUAACGACAACAAAUGUCGUGACCAUAU